Messenger RNA from Lactuca virosa, 732 nucleotides. NCBI's taxonomy places the organism in Eukaryota, Viridiplantae, Streptophyta, Magnoliopsida, Asterales, Asteraceae. The record is from the annotation of a GenBank genome assembly.
AUGUGCACUCUAGAAAAGCGCGGCAACAUCUUCUUCCUCACUUUAACCGGCGACGGAAGCGAUGAGCAUCGUCUGAAUCCUACUCUCAUUUCCUCCAUCCGAUCCGCUCUUUCCGAUGCCAAGUCUCAAUCCACUCAUGGCACCGCCCUUAUCACCGUCGCCGAAGGUAAAUUCUUCUCCAACGGUUUCGAUCUCGGCUGGGCCAAAUCCGCCUCAGGAGGAUCUCCUUCGGAAGCAGUUAAUCUCCUCCGUCACAUGGUGGAACUCUUCAAGGAUGUAGUCGCCGACUUCAUCUCCCUCCCUAUGCCAACAAUCGCCGCCGUCACUGGCCACGCCGCCGCCGCAGGACUGAUGCUCGCUAUGAGCCACGACUACGUCUUGAUGAGUCGCCAUCGGGGGAUUUUGUACAUGAGUGAGGUCGAUAUUGGGAUGACAUUACCUGAGUAUGUCACGGUGUUGAUGAGAUCGAAGGUUGCGAAGCCGGAUGUCCGGCGGGAUGUGUUGUUGCGUGGGGUGAGGGUCAAGGCGGAGGAAGCGGUGGCGAAGGGUUUAAUUGAUGCGGCGUAUGAUAACAGGGAGAAGACGGUUGAAGGUGGUGUGCGUCUGGCGGAGGAGUUGACCAAGAAGAAGUGGGACGGCGAGGUGUACGCGGAGAUAAGAAAGUCGUUGUAUCCGGAGCUGUGUGGCGUGCUCGGCUUGAAUAGCCGGGAACUUGUAAAAGCUCGGCUCUAA